GGGACAGAAGGCCUUGACCUCUUGUCCUGUUACUCUAGGUUUGGGGACUUGAACCCCAACACAUGCUCUGUAGGGCUCCUUUGAUUCAUGACUCAGUUACCCCACCUCCCCUCCCGAGCAGAGCUAGAAUCUUCCUUCUUCCACCCCUCCUGGCCCAAGAAACGCUGCUGAACCUUCCGGUGCCAGCUCCAGUCCCACCCCGAUGGCCGAGGACUGUCUGGCUGUGAAGCUUGGGUUUGGUGCCAUGGAGGAACAGACCGGGAGAAGCAGAGGCCUUUUGGAGGAGCCCACCCCUGCGGCCGCCAGCCCGGGUCUGUCCUCGCUGGGCGCUGUCUUCAUUCUUCUCAAAUCUGCGCUGGGGGCUGGUCUGCUCAACUUCCCCUGGGCCUUCCACAAGGCGGGUGGUGUGGCCCCUGCCUUCCUGGUGGAGCUGGUCUCCUUGGUCUUCCUGAUCAGCGGGCUGGUCAUCCUGGGCUAUGCCGCCUCCGUCAGCGGCCAGACCACCUACCAGGGUGUGGUUGGAGGGCUGUGCGGCCCCACCAUCGGGAAGCUGUGUGAGGCCUGCUUCAUCGUCAACCUGCUCAUGAUCUCUGUGGCCUUCCUCAGGGUGAUCGGGGACCAGCUGCAGAAGUUGUGUGACUUCCUGCUGCCCGGGGGUCCGCUGGCCCCGCAGCCCUGGUACAUUGACCAGCGCUUCACCCUGACCCUGCUCUCUGCUCUGGUCAUCCUGCCUCUGUCCAUCCCACGGGAGAUCGGAUUCCAGAAGUACACAAGCAUCCUAGGCACCCUGGCUGCUUGCUACCUGGCCCUGGUCAUCACGGUGCAGUACUACCUCAGACCCCCAGGCCUCAUCAGUGAGCCCCGCUCUGCACCAGGUCCUUCCUCGUGGACCUCCGUAUUCAGUGUCUUCCCCACCAUCUGCUUCGGAUUUCAGUGUCACGAAGCUGCCGUCUCCGUCUACUGCAGCAUGCGCCACCAGAGCCUCGCGCACUGGGCCCUGGUCUCCGUGCUGUCCUUGCUGGCCUGCUGCCUCGUCUACUCGCUGACAGGAGCUUACGGCUUCCUGACCUUUGGGACAGAAGUUUCUGCUGACAUCUUGAUGUCCUACCCAGGCAAUGACGUGGUCAUCGUCGUCGCCCGGGUCCUCUUCGCUGUCUCUAUCGUGACAGUCUACCCCAUCGUGCUCUUCCUGGGCAGGUUGGUGAUGCAGGAUUUCUGGAGGAGGAGCUGCUGCCAGGUGCGUGGGUCUGGGGGGCUGACCGACCCCUCAGGGCUGAGACCCCGGACGCUGCUGACCGUCGUGUGGGUCGCCGUGACGCUCGCCCUGGCCCUGGUGCUGCCUGACCUCAGUGAGAUUGUCGGCAUCAUCGGUGGCACCAGCUCUUCCUUCAUCCUCACCUUCCCAGGUCUGUGCCUCCUCUGUGCCAUCAACACUGAGCCCAUGGGACCACGGGUCAAGUGCGGCUUGGAGAUCUGGGGCGUGGCCUCCGUGCUCCUGGGCACCUUCAUCUUCGGGCAGAGCACAGCCGCAGCCGUCGUGGAGCUCACCUGAGGGGCAGCCUGCGCCUGAGCAGCAGACUCCUCCGCGGGCCAACCGGGGGCGGCUGUGUGAGCAGCUGUGAGACGGGUGUCCUUUCCCCAUAAAGACGCUGGAGAAACAGAAACCUCCUGCCUUCCCGGGCUGCUCAUUUGGGCUUCUGCUGGUUCAAAAGGUUUCUGGGACAGUGGUGAGGAGAGCGUACCGGUGUCCCCGGGGCUGCCCUCACGAACUAGUGGCUUAAAACAGCAGAAAUGUCUUCCCUCUGGGCUCUGGAGGCUGGGAGUCCAAGAUCUAGGGGGCAGGGCUGUGCCCCCUCUGAAGGAAGGAGGGUCCUUCCUGCGUCUUGCAGCUUCCCAUGUUGCUGGCUGUCCUCGGUGUCCCUUGGCCUGUGGACACACCCCCUCCACUCUGCGCCGUCUCCCCGUGGCCUUCUGCCUGUUUCUGUGUCCAAGUUCCCCAGUCAUUGGAUCAGGGCCACCUGAAUGCAGUAUGACCGUAACAUAGUUACUUAAUUAGGGUCUGCAAAGAUCCUGUUUCCAAAUAAGGCCACAUUCGUAGAUUCCGGGAGUUGGGACUUCAACUUAAUAUUUUCAGGGGACACGAUUCAACUCAGAGAAGUAGGGGCUGAGGAUCCUGAGAGAACCCUGCUUUGGGGUGUCAGGAUCACAGACAGGAGGUGAGGGUCCCACACAGUGCAUCAGGGCCCGAGGGGAGGUGGCAAGUGGCAUCUGCUAGGGACGGUGGCGGGUUCAAGCUGGUCCUCACACAGACUUGCACUUGGCUCACACUCCAGCGUGGGACCCCAGGGGGAGCCCCUUUCCCUCCUGCCAGCAGGACCUGCCCGGCCUGGAAGCCAAAUGGAAGCCUUGUGCUGCAGCUCUCCCCACCCCCACUGCAGUCCAGGUUGGGGGCCACACCUGCAGCUGCCGGUGAAGGGACAGGGGGCCUGCCCAGGGCCGGGUGUGGAGGAGAGCACGGCCAGCAGCAGGGUCCAGCCACUCACUGGCUUGCCAGGGCUGAGCCAGCACAGGGCCUGGGCGUCCUGGAUGGGGCUGGAGUUGGCCGCUCUCCCUCCGCUGUGGGAUGCCUGCCAGAAGCCAGCGCUGCCCCAGCCAGGACAGGCCCUCGCUGGAGGACACGUCCCUCACGGGAGGUCUCAGGCCGGGCCGUUACACUGUGUGGUGCCUCCCUCACUGUGGGAGGUGGA
Molecule: messenger RNA, 2747 nt
Organism: Manis javanica (Malayan pangolin)
Lineage: Eukaryota; Metazoa; Chordata; Mammalia; Pholidota; Manidae
Gene: SLC38A8
Product: solute carrier family 38 member 8
Biological process (GO): amino acid transmembrane transport
Cellular component (GO): membrane
Molecular function (GO): L-amino acid transmembrane transporter activity
Source: RefSeq, a predicted model, not a curated record